Molecule: messenger RNA, 2073 nt
Organism: Synchiropus splendidus (mandarinfish)
Lineage: Eukaryota; Metazoa; Chordata; Actinopteri; Syngnathiformes; Callionymidae
Gene: mrs2
Product: magnesium transporter MRS2
Exons: 12
Coding region: 399-1739 (446 amino acids)
Biological process (GO): mitochondrial magnesium ion transmembrane transport
Cellular component (GO): mitochondrial inner membrane
Molecular function (GO): magnesium ion transmembrane transporter activity
Source: RefSeq, a predicted model, not a curated record
UCUUUGCUCGCCGCGGUGCAUCAUGGUCCGGUCCGUCAGAGAGUCAUUUGACACGGUCGCUAGUUUCCAUCCGGCUAACCGAGUGAAGUGCGCUUACCUAGCGGUUACCAGUCAUUUGUUGUAUUGACAGUGACUUUUUAGUGAUGCUGUGGUCGGCUAUUUUAUGCCACUUGACUGUUAUGAUCCAAACUUGGGCCGGAAAUAGUUAUUAAAGUGUCAUAACACCAGCUCUGCUAAGAAGUAGCACCGGUGAAAGUUUGUUGCUGCUGUUGAGGGUGAGCUGGACUGCGGCACCAUGAGCGGUGUUCCGACCGCUGCUGUCCUGGAUUUGCUCCCUCGUCAUCUCUUCUGACCUGCGAGGGCUUUUCUUUUCCGUCUGAUCUCAACCGCUUGGAGGCAUGAACUCGUACGCGGUGUUUCUGUCUAGAUGCCUCCAGAGUCGACGCUUCCAUUUGAAGACGAGCCCCGUAACGUCCUUACCGUCAUUCAUGAAGGGGAUUCGGACUGUGUGCGGUUCUGGACCGAGUCACACUCUGACGUCUGGCUGCAAAGCGUUAGGUUUGUCCCGCCGGAGCUUCAGCGAUCCAGAAGAAACCAGGUGGAAACUCGGAGGGACAAACGGUUUGAGAAAGAAAAAGCUGCUGCACGACGAUCCAAAAUUACCCGCGUCGUUUGUCCGACACCGAGUGACAGAUGCACCGCUCUCCAGCACCGCUCCAACUUUUGUGGUGAUGAAGUUUGACCAGGAGGGAAAUGUGACAUCAUUCGAGAAAAAGAAAAAUGAGGUCUGCCAGGAGCUUAGUCUUCAAGCCAGAGAUCUUCGCUUCCAGCACAGCACCAGUCUCACGACCAGAAACAACUGCAUCAUUAUACGGAUGGAGUCUCUGAAGGCCAUCGUCACCCCUCAGUCCCUGCUCCUGUUGGAUUUCCGUGGCCUGGGACUGGAGCGCUGGCUAGUGAUGGAGCUCGCGCCUCAGCUGGCGUCACAGACACACUCGCUGCCUUUUGAGUUCCGGGCGCUGGAGGCCAUCCUGCAGCACACGGUGAACACGCUGCAGGGCAGGCUGAACGAAGUUGAACCAGCCAUUCUGGACACCUUGGAGUAUCUGCUGGACCCUAAAAUCCUCUCUGCUGAUCGCAGUAAGCUGCACAUACUACUGCAGAACAGCAAAAGUUUAUCGGAAUUGGAGACAGACGUCAGGGUUUUUAAGGAAUCCCUGCUGAAGAUAUUGGACGAGGAUGAAAUCAUUGAAGAGCUUUGUCUCACCAAGUGGACCGACCCGAGAGUCUUUGAGGAGAGCAGUUUGGGCAUUGAUCAUGCGGAAGAGAUGGAGCUGCUGCUGGAGAAUUACUACAUGCAGGCAGAGGAACUGGGGAACAAGGCUCGAGAGCUUAAAGGGUUGAUCGAUGACUCAGAGAGUGUUAUCUUCAUUAACUUGGACAGCCAUAGAAACGUCAUGAUGCGUUUGAAUCUCCAACUGACGAUGGGCACCUUCUCCCUCUCCUUGUUUGGUCUCAUUGGAGUCGCAUUUGGAAUGAAUUUGGAGUCGUCUUUUGAGGAGGACCCUCGUGUUUUCUGGCUCGUCACUGGCUUCAUGUUUUUGGGCAGCGGGUUAAUAUGGAGGAGACUGCUGUCAUUUCUGGGUCGGAAUCUUGAGCCUUCAUUUCCGUUACAGAUCCCUCCAGUCUGGAAGAGAAAUCUUAAAGCGUCAGACAUCAAGCCUGGAAUCAGAUGUUAAUCUUGAACCCAGUUGACAACAAGUGAUCCCACCGCACCUUUGAUGAUUUACCUCAUGAGGCUUCACAGUCACCACAGUGGAGACGGCGUAUCUCUGUGCCUCUGGCUGAGUUCCUGCUGAGCCCAGGGUUGUGUUUCUUCUGUUACAGUUGGGAUCAUGUCAGGACAAGGAUUGGAUAAUCCUGCUCAUAACUAGCAUCCGCUGGUUGAAAGGGAGUUGAAACUGUUAACGUGAUUACCUCCAGAUGGGCCUUUGUUCAUGAAACAGAAAUUAUAUCAUUAAAAUAUACGUGUUUCUUGUGUAUGACAACUGGUGUAACUUCUAUUUUUUUCAU